UGUGUCUGUGUUUGCGCUGUGUGUCUGAGCAUGUGUUGUGCGUUUUACGGUGGUGUUGAUGAGCCGACUGACGGUUUUACGUCCUCACACUCGCUCUUUCUCCUCUCAGCUUUUGUGAAAACAUUGAGUGUUUAAUUUCUAUGCAGAAAACAAUGACCACGAUGUCAAACUGGCUGUAGAAUAGCUGGAAAUGUCCAGCGGCUCCAGCGGAUUCAUUAUAGAUCACAGAGGGCCUUUCACACCCCAACGCUGAAUCAAUGGAUUCAACUUUUCCAAUCAAGAUUUUCUCAGCGUUGGAGCCAAAUGCGGAAGUGGGAGCGUGUGAGCUCACAUUCACUGGGCACAAAGAGGAGACCGCACGCUGACUCACACACUGAAGCCCUGUUCAGCCUUUUGCCGCCGCUCCAUUAUGACCACUUCCAUCUUGGCGAGAUGUAAACAUCAUAAAAGGCCGCGUUUCCGCUCAGCGUGAAGCUGAAGCUCCUCUCGCUCGCACAGGAAGUGUCACAGCUGCGCCGAGCGCUCUGGGACUUUGACCACUGGGAGGUUUAAGUUUACUGGUGGGACUGGGAUCUUGCUCUGCCACAGACCAAAGCUUAGUUCACUUAAAUAUCAGUGGUUCAGGAACGCCAGAUGCACUGACCAGUUCAGGAAUGUUGGGAAGGUGAUUUGCUAUUGAGGCCACAGAGGUUAAUGCAGAUGAUUGACAGGGUUCAGAACCUAUAAGACAUCGCAGCUCCUUCUCGCUGUGUCACUGUAAGUAUUGGGCAGACUUUAUGUCUGCAGUGUAAACGUCCAGACUGACAGAUGAAAGGAGAACGGAAGAUGAAGACUCCUGGCAGCGCUGGGAAUCAGCCAGAGGGGCCUCGAGGCUCCAAACAACAGCGGGCGACUGAGGAGGAAGGAUGAACGGCCGCUCCGAUGCUGCAGCCGCAGCUUUUACUCAGAGGGAGAGUGAGUGAGGAAUGAGUGGCAGGAUGGGAGAAGAGGCUGGAACGGAGGAAGGGGAAGUGCGAGCCCCGCAGCUAUCAGUGCUGGUAGGAGGAGAGAGGGUGGGGAGACAAUAGCACGAGAGCGGGUGUAGGACAGACAUCGCUGCCUGCGCCGAGUCGACGGGGAAGGACGGCAGCGAGGAGGUCCUGCUGUGGACGUUUGCAGAGUGAGGAGGCUGCAGCAUCAGGAAGAUGUCAUGGCGUCCGACCUACCGAAGCUCCAAGUUUCGAAACGUGUACGGAAAAGUGGGAAACCGGGAGCACUGCUUCGACGGCGUCCCCAUCACCAAGAACGUCCACGACAACCACUUCUGCGCCGUCAACUCCAAGUUCCUGGCCGUGGUGACGGAGAGCGCCGGCGGCGGCGCCUUCAUCGUCAUACCUGUCGCCCAGGCCGGUCGUCUGGACUCCCACUACCCGAAGGUGUGUGGACAUCAGGGCAACGUGCUGGACAUCAAGUGGAACCCGUUCUUUGAGAACAUCAUCGCGUCCUGCUCCGAGGACGCCUCAGUGCGAGUGUGGGAGAUCCCGGAGGGCGGCCUGAGGCGCAACGUGACCGAGGCGGUGCUGGAGCUCUACGGCCACAGCCGCCGAGUGGGUCUGAUCGAGUGGCACCCCACGAGCAGCGGCAUCCUCUUCAGCGCCGGCUACGACUACAAGAUCCUGAUCUGGAACCUGGAGAUCGGAGAGCCGGUGAAAAUGAUCGACUGCCACGCUGACGUGAUCCUCAGCAUGUCCUUCAACACGGACGGCAGCCUGCUGGCCACGAGCUGCAAGGACAAGAAGCUGCGCGUGAUCGAGCCGCGCUCCGGCAGAGUGCUUCAGCAAGCCAGCUGCAAGAACCACCGCGUGAACCGCGUGGUGUUUCUGGGCAACAUGAAGCGUCUCCUCACCACUGGGGUCUCACGCUGGAACACCCGGCAGAUCGCUCUGUGGGACCAGGAGGACCUGUCCAUGCCCAUGGUGGAGGAGGACAUAGACGGCCUCUCGGGGCUCCUGUUUCCCUUCUACGACGCUGACACACACAUGUUGUACCUGGCAGGCAAGGGCGAUGGAAACAUCCGCUACUUUGAGAUGACGACAGAGAAGCCGUACAUCCAGUAUCUGACGGAGUUCCGGUCCCCGGCCCCACAGAAAGGCCUGGGCGUGAUGCCCAAACACGGGCUGGACGUGGCGGCGUGCGAGGUCUUCCGCUUCUACAAGCUGGUGACGCUGAAGGGUCUGAUCGAGCCCAUAUCCAUGAUCGUGCCGAGGAGGUCAGACACGUACCAGGAGGAUAUCUACCCCAUGACCCCGGGAACAGAACCGGCGCUGUCGGCCGGCGAAUGGCUGAGUGGCAUCGACAGAGACCCAGUGCUAAUGUCGCUAAAGGACGGCUACCACCGUCCGAACCAGCUGGUGUUCAAGGCCCCGGUGAAGGAGAACAAGGCCCUGGUGGUGAACGGGAUCGACCUGCUGGAGAACGUGCCGCCGCGGACGGAGAAUGAGCUGCUGCGGAUGUUCUUCCGGCAGCAGGAGGAGCUGCGGCGCCUGAAGGAGGAGCUGACGUCCAAGGACGUGCGGAUCCGGCAGCUGGAGCUGGAGCUGAACAACCUGAAGAACGUUAGUCCCAACAACGUCUGACCUCUGGGCCGCUGCUUCCUUUGGCCCAAAUCUGACCUCCAGCCGGCUGCUGAGCCUCCUCCCUGCUAUUUUAUACCACCAUAUAUUGUAAAUCUAUUCCUGCUGCCUCACAUAAUACAAAUAAUGAUAAUGUAACGUUAAGGUCUUAACCGGUGCGAUUACUGGAAUGUGGUAACGGAGGGAAGGCGGGUUCUGAUCUAGUCACUUUUGGUAUUAUCUGUUUUUACACAUUAGUAUUGAUCUCAAGUUCUGAGCAGUUGUUGCAUAUUUAAAGCCAGACUGCCUCCCGCCUCACUCUGCCUGUCACCCAUCGCCACGUGAACAGCUCCGCCUCCUGAACCGACCGAACCGCUCACUUCUCCCCACGUGCAGUGGAUCCAAGGACUGUCCGUGGUUUCAACCCUAAGGCCUUAGGACGCGGAGCAGCCGCAGCUGCAGCAUCAAAGCGCUGAUGGUUCGAACCUGACGGAGCUUCUGCAGAGACGCUGCUCGUCCCUCCUUUCUCGCCGCCAAGCGUUGGCGGUAAAUGACACAGACCUGCUCACGUGCAACGAGUGGCGACUCGCGCGUCCCGUGUUUUUAUUUAUUUGAAUAGAGGAAAAGCAGCAGGAGACACAGUGGACUGGACCCAACGUCAGCGGAAGCCUUGCAGCUUGGUUCUGGUUUUCAGGGCUACUUUUGGAGACGAGUGGUCGUGUAAAUACACCUGUAUUUAUUUCCUUUGACCUUUUUAGCUCAUAACAUGGUUUUGACACUAAUGCUAGUUAAUAACUUUGUUUUUGUACGAGGGUGACGCUCGAUAGAUUUUGCUGAAUGCUUUUGAUUGAAAUGGUGCAAGACUCUUGUGAAAUUGCAUAGCUUCUAAUAAGGUAUGAAAUAUGUCCUUGGCUUUUCUGAGUGCAGAGAACUGUAAUGAUACUCAUCCUAUUACGUUAAACCACAUGUAUCACCUAUUACUGACAGUAGACGUAGCUCCAGUCUCAAUUUGUACCUUUAACAGGCUUCUGCUGAACAACACCACCUUUCUGUUGCGUGCAUAGAUUCAUAUUUCAUGUUCCUGAUUGAUUAUUUGUGGCCAAGUUCAAGCAGUCACCAAAAGCUUAGUGUCUCAUUCAUUCUGCUCCUGCUGGUCUGGGAUGAAUCCACUCCAUGCACGGCCAGAGUGAAGGCUAAUUCUCCUUUACAAAGCUUAAUAGGAUAAAAACAAACCCAUGUGAACACUUUAAAUAUAGACAGGAGCCACCAAUGAUGCAUGUGAAUGAAAGAACAAGCUGCAGUGAUAAUGUAGUAGAUGGUGAGAUGAGCUGUGGCAGGAGGAGGUGAGUGGGCAGAGGGAACUCUGAUGGACUGAGCACUUCAUCAGUAGAAGUGGAGUUCAUGGAAGGUGGGAUGAACAGGUUGCUAUUGGAAACCUCCACCGUUGGCUUCAGGCUAGUUCUGUGUCCAUUCACAGCUUCACUUCUCACCUUGGUUUCUGUACUUCGAAUUAUGGCGUCACCAUUGACGCAGAAAGACCACAAACCACAAGACGUAUAUAAAAAGGGAUUUAUUGAAGUGAAAGGGAGGGGGAAAAGAAACCGAAUUUGGCUGAGGACAGUGGACUGAACAGAGUGAAAAAUCACUGAGGUAAAGGCCGAUUUGACCGCUGCGCGCACUAGUGGAGACAGAGUCCAGUAACUGGCUGUUCACCAUAGCUCACACUUCAAAACAAUAAAUUUUAAAUGCACAUACGUUGAGCUUGUACCCUCCUUGUAUACCGAGUACAUCUCUACACUACCACCACAAAUUCAAACAUUGCCACCUGUGUGUCACAAAGGAACGUGGAAAAAAUAGCGAUAACGAGCUCAGAUGUCAAACUUUUCUCUUCAUGGAAAGAUGAUGAAUACAAAGUUAUCUUCAAAUUCAAGAAAUUUCACACUGCGUAUUUUAGAUAAAGCAGCAUACAUAUUUAAUAUCUUAUUACAAUUCAUAGUUUCACCUCAGUCGUCUGUUUAAAUGUCUGCCGUCAUCAAAGAGAAUACAAAAAAAUAGAUUUGGUCAUUAUUUACAAUAGAACACGUAAUUUCCGAACUAUCAAAGCUGAGGGUUGAAGGAGGAGGAGCGGCUUUGACAAGGGCAGACAUUUUUCUGCUAGGUUUCAAAAAUAUGCCCCGUGUGAGUCACACUGUGCACAUUCAGACAGAGGUUCCACACCAGGACAGCAGAGUAUUGGCAUACUGGUGACACUACAAAUACAUAACUUACAUAAAAAAAAAAGAAAACAAACAAAGUACAAUGCAAAAAUAAGUUUAAGACAAGGAGAGGAGAGGAGAGGACAGCAAUACAUGGAAUCCAGUAGUUGACUUUAAAAUGUAUUAGACAUGCACUCUUUUUUUAAUUCAUUUUGUUUUUUCAUUUGAAGGGGCUCUUAAAAUACAUCAGAAACUCGUCUUACACAAACAGUGAGAAACAAACACAAGUCUUAAAAAGGUUUAUCUUUGCUAUAUUUGAUAUUACAAAACUGGUGUCCACAAAGUGGUUAAAAGUGGACAGUAGAGACUGAAACAUGGGAGCAUCAAAGGUACAGAAGUUUAACUUGUUUCUCCAGACACCCCGUCUACCUGACUGGCCAAUAACAAAAACCACUCCUACUGCAAUAUGAAACCGAGGAAAAAAAUAUGUGGGGCUGUUGGGAAGUGACUGGGAGAUACACGUUUGAGAACAGUUCACAACUCGGGAGCACUCUCAAUCGUCCUCGUCCUCCUCGCCUUCCUCGUCCAAGUCCCUUUUUCUCUUCUGACCUCGCUCCUCUUCUAGAAAAGAGGAGUUUAAGGUGUUUAAAAAGACACUGAAGCCCAUGAUUCCUGUCCAAUGCUUCUUUCAGGGCUACAACUGCUUUGUGAUGGACAAUAAAGACUUUCUGACUCAGCUGAUUCCCAAAUCUACACUGUAUAAUGAUUCAAUGAUGAACAGUUUCAUUAUUAAACUCACGUUUGAUUGGUC
Betta splendens (Siamese fighting fish) is the source of this 5597-nucleotide messenger RNA. RefSeq names its product coronin, actin binding protein, 2Ba (gene coro2ba). Gene Ontology annotation, molecular function: actin filament binding. Bases 1185 to 2615 code for a protein of 476 amino acids. Gene Ontology annotation, biological process: actin filament organization. The record is from RefSeq and is a predicted model, not a curated record. Lineage: Eukaryota; Metazoa; Chordata; Actinopteri; Anabantiformes; Osphronemidae. The transcript has 12 exons.